CUCUUGGACAGUCAAGAGGAUCCUAUAGAACAGCAAAGACAGUAUAUCCAGGUACAGGCAUGGCCACUACGAUAUCCAGGGUGUACGCCGAUGUGAACGAAAGCAAACCCCAGGAAUACUGGGACUAUGAAAAUAUUUCCAUCAUGUGGGGUGCCCAGAGCAACUACGAGAUAGGGGAUAAGGUCGGUAGGGGCAAGUACAGUGAGGUUUUUGAUGGAUUCUCAUUACCUUCAGGAGAGAGAAUCAUUAUAAAGGCUUUGAAGCCCAUCAAAAGAAAGAAAAUCAAAAGAGAAAUCAAAAUAUUGCAAAACCUCUCAGGAGGUCCACAUAUAAUCCAGCUAUACGAUAUAGUAAGAGAACCGUCAAGCAAGAUGUCCGCACUAAUAUUUGAACACGUGAACAACUUGGAGUUCCGUUCUCUCUAUCCGACAUUUACCGACAUCGAUAUCAGAUACUAUAUGUUUCAAGUUUUAGAGGCAUUGGAUUUCGCUCAUUCCAUGGGCAUAAUGCAUAGGGAUGUUAAGCCACACAACAUAAUGAUCGACCAUUCAUGCAAGAAGUUGAGGUUGAUUGACUGGGGGCUCGCUGAAUUUUACCAUCCUGGUACGGAAUACAAUGUGCGUGUGGCAUCGAGAUACUUCAAAGGCCCUGAGCUCUUAGUUGACUUUAGAUACUAUGACUACUCGUUGGAUUUGUGGUCUUUUGGUGCUACUAUAGCGUCGAUAGUGUUCCGAAGAGAACCGUUUUUCCACGGGAAGUCAAACACAGACCAGUUGGUCCAGAUUGCCCGUGUGUUGGGCACCGAUGACUUGUACAAAUACUUGAAGAAAUACAAUUUGAAGCUAGGACCCGAGUACGAGGAUUUGGGUCAUUACACAAGAAGACCAUGGACCAGGUUUGUCACUGCGAAUAAUAACAGUUUGGUGAGUGAAGACUUUUUGGAUUUAAUCGACAAAGUUCUACGUUACGAUCAUCAGGAAAGGCUCACUGCAAAAGAGGCCAUGAUGCAUCCAUAUUUCGACCCAGUUAGGGAUGAUGCAAAGGCGAAAUAAAUCUGGUAUGGUAGCUGCGUGUAUACAAAUACAGUUGUAAGAAUAUAGUAGGUAGUUAGUGGUUUUUAAGACACAGGUAAUUCUGUAAUUUGAUGACAGACUUGGCCCGAGCAAUACUAUCUUCGUGAUAUCAUCCUUCACUGUAGCGAGUUGCUUUUUUGGGUCACCAUCUUAUACUUAUUGCGU
Messenger RNA from Pichia membranifaciens NRRL Y-2026, 1238 nucleotides. RefSeq lists its product as hypothetical. The coding region runs from base 60 to 1052 and encodes 330 amino acids. Gene Ontology annotation, molecular function: protein serine/threonine kinase activity; ATP binding. The transcript has a single exon. Gene Ontology annotation, biological process: regulation of transcription by RNA polymerase III; regulation of transcription by RNA polymerase I; protein phosphorylation. NCBI's taxonomy places the organism in Eukaryota, Fungi, Ascomycota, Pichiomycetes, Pichiales, Pichiaceae. Gene Ontology annotation, cellular component: cytosol; nucleus; protein kinase CK2 complex. The record is from RefSeq and is a predicted model, not a curated record.